Molecule: messenger RNA, 7193 nt
Organism: Poecilia latipinna (sailfin molly)
Lineage: Eukaryota; Metazoa; Chordata; Actinopteri; Cyprinodontiformes; Poeciliidae
Exons: 28
Source: RefSeq, a predicted model, not a curated record
UUCACAGAUCCACUGGCACAAAGGAGGUGCUUGUCAUUCUCAGGACAACUAAGAGCGUUUAAUGAAGUGAGGAUUGAUACGGCUGCAGGCACUGCGGAGUCACGGAGGGAACGUUUUGGGUUCUGAGCUUUAGAUUUGACCUGUUUUGAGGGAAAUUUUUUCUCAGUUUACUUUAGGGAACGACUGAUGGAAAGGGCAGCUUGCUAGGGGGUCAUCUCCUGCAGCAAGAUGUCCUUAUUAAUGAGCCCGUGGACUUCACACAGAUAGCAAACAAUUUAACUGAUUUACAAGGACAACAGUGCUCAGCCUGCCUGGUCACAUGGCGUUCUUCAGACAGCUGAAGCUUCUUCUCUGGAAGAAUGGACUGGGCAUCAUCAGACAGCCGCUGUGGUCCAUUACGCUGAUUGCCUGGCCUUUGAUCGUCUUCAUCCUCAUCGCUGUGACUCGGGACCAUUUCCCUCCGAUUGUAAGAAACACAUGUUAUGUUGGACCAAGGAACCUACCAAGCACAGGCUUUUUCCCUUUCCUGCAGACCCUUCUUUGCAACACAGACAGCAAAUGCCACAACACAUCCCGCCUGGUGCACACAUCUUCAUCAAAGUCAUCAAGAGAUCGAAGGUCUGCUCCUUUGCCAGAUACAUCUCCAUUGGCAAGUCUGAUGCAAGGAAAGGAGUUUUUCAGCCAGGCUUUCCCCAGUGACACUCAAAAUGACCCUGCUAAGUUGGUUAAGUUCAUGGAAAGCUUUAUUGGUUCAUCUAACAGAGCCAACUAUACAAAUGUUCCUUUCAUGGUUCCCCUCAACACCUCUCUGCCCGAUCAGGAAACCAUGAACGCAAUUAUGGAGUCAGUGAACAUUUUUAAGAAAGCCAUCUGCACUGUUACACUUCCUUGGAUGAACCAAACCUCACCCAACCCAGUCACCCAUGCCAUGGUAACUUUCUGCAACUCCAACAACACUGUGUUAGAAGCCUCACUUCAAACACUGAACAAGGUACUAACAGAGCUAAUGGUAACCGAUCCGGAUGACAUACUAAUGCUGGCAGGAGGGACAGUGAUGUUUUUCGAUCAGCUGCAAAAUGAGACAUCAAUGUGGGAAACCCUCCUAGGCUUCCCCAAGCUCUUCUCUGCCAGUUCUCUUGAAGACAUGCUGAACAACACACAAACCUUACUCACAAACAUGAAGAGCUUUUUGCGUUUCAUCCAGAAGACCUUCCCUGACUCUGCUGACUUCAUCUGCAAGGUACACCCAGUGCUUGAAGAAAGCUUUGACGUCAUCCAGUAUGUCCAGAACUGGCCCGGACAAGAUGUUUCGAUAACCCUUGGAGACAUUGUCACAUUAAGGAGUGACUCAGUCAGUGACAUUGUGAGACGAAUCCUACAGGAGGUUCACAUACCACUGCACCAGGCUGUAGGGCUGAUGUGGGACAAAGACAUGGUGCGCUCUCACUUGUGCUGCAACAGCAGCAACACGAUGUGGUUAACAGCAGCAUGCAGCACAGGCACCGUGGAUAUGCUCCUGAGUUGGAUUUGUCCUGACAAAGUGGCAAAAGAGGUUUUCCUGGCAUGGACCAAGCAUGUGGCGGCAGAUGAUGUGUCCUUUGUGAGACAACUGGUGCAAAGUCUCAUGGGAGGUUCAUCGUCAUGGAAACAGGAAGUCUCCAGGUCAAAGCGCAGCAUAGGUGCAGAACCACAAAGUGACGAGGCAGAGCUGUUUAUGGGAGUCGCUCAAGUGCUGCUGGAGAUUGCAAAAAUUCAUCCUGAUUUGGACAAUGUUGUUCAGAGAGCUCUCAAAACCAGCUUCCACUCCAUGAAGGCAGCAAGGGUGACUUUGGUCACUGUAGAAAAAGUGAUGAGCAAUGCCCUGGAAGACGCACAAAAUCUCCAAAUGACCUACCACAUGCUGCAGAAGAACCAGUCUGAGGCAACAACUUGGUUUAGCCGGGUAAUAGACAGUGUGGUGGAAGUCAUUGAGGAGGCGGUGGAGUGUGAGGAGUGUGAGGAACUUUUUGAGCCCUUCGAGUGGCUGCUGUCCUCCAAGACUGUAAAGAUAGAAGUGUGGAAGUCUAUGUUCUGCCAAAACAUCCCUGCACUGAAGCAUGCUUUGCUGAUGGACUGGAAUCCUGUAGUGCAAAAGGCAGAAGAAGUGUACUGCAUCCUCACAGGCCGAGCAGACUUUAACCUGACACUUCCCAUGAUGCUCUCUGAGUGGAACAACUUGUUCAACGCCAGCAUGCAAUUUGGAGAAUUUCUGCAGAGAUUCAUAACCCAUCUGGAUCGAGACUACUGGUUGAACUGGAUCCCUGGCCACCACACACAUGACUUCAAGGAGACACUUCAACAAAGUCUCAUCAUGUCAUUGGAAAACCUGGGAGAAGAGCUCGAGGAGAGUGAUUUGUGGCCCAGCAUGAAGGAUUACUUCCACAUCACUUACUGGAUUUUGAACUACAGACCUGGUGUUGAAAAAGACCCACCAAACUGCUGUGUCAAUGCCCACUCAAUGGCCCUUCAUUGUAACACUGAUCUGGAGUGGUCGAAGUUUGUCAAAGCAGCAACGGAUGCUGUGAUGUCACCAAAUGAAGAGGUCCUUCUGAAUGCUUUAAGAGGAACAGUGAGUCUGCUGCAGCACGUGUACGGGGAAGUCUACAAAAACCUGACAGCCACGUAUUUAGAACAUAGGAUUGAAGAGGGAGAUGCACUCUCUGCCCAUCUCCUUAAGUUGGUUCUGGACCUGGAUGGCUUUGUCCAAACAAUCAUUGCUCUGCCUAACCAAAAUAUCUCAGACCCCGCCGUCAUAGGUCCACUCAUCAGUGAUUUGCUAGAAUCCGCAGGUCUUAAACCACUUCAGCCUCUGCUCUUCAGAAGUGUUCCGGUUAAUGCCUCCACAGUGCUCGAUGCAGUCUUACAGAUAAUCAGGCUCAACCCCCAGAUAUUUACCUCUAGAGAAACCGACUUAGCAAUGAAAGGACUGGAGCAGUUAAUCAUGGAGUUCCUGUCUUUGGAGAGUAACCUGACACUUUCUUUCUCUGACAUCUUGAAACAUAGUCUGCUAACAUAUUCAGCUUCCAUCAAACCUGGAGAUGCUGCCUUCCUCAAAGAGGCACUCUACGGUUUCACCAACCAGUCCUUUGAUGAAGUCAUCCUUGGUGCCAUGAAGCUUCUGAAAACACUAGCUGAUUCUCCAGAUGGUGACCCAACCAACAUAAUUCUUGGAUAUUUACGCCAGCUUCAAGAGAUUGUAACUUCUCUCUUCAGACAGCAAAAAAUAGAGCAUCUUCUGUCAACCAAUGGCCAACUAACUGCUGCUCAAGUCACUGACCUUCAGGCAGCCGUCAUGGACCUUCUUAACUUACUCAACCCUGACAACCCCCAGGGUCUCACUCAGGUUGGACCAGAUGUUGCCCAGGACCUUAUCAUUCAGAAGUUGGUGGCAUUCCUGCCGCCCUAUGUUCAGGAAAAUGCUACUUACUUUCUGCAGAAGUUUAAAGCUCUGCAGAAUUUGGUCCCCAAAUGUGAAGAAGGCAAUAACUGCUUGGAAGGAGUCUCAGAAAUCUUUACUUUGCUUGAUAACGUAAUAGAAUCCAUUCUUGCAGUGGGUGGAGAUGCAUCUGUCACAGUGACACUGACCAGCAAUGUCCCCUGGAGCCAGGAGCUGGAAGAAUUUAGCACAAUAGUGUUCUCGCUCAUGCUGUCACCAAAUGAUGCAGACCGUUUAGAAACAUUCAAGCAGACCCUUUAUUUCAUGAAAUUAGUCACAGAGAUGCAAAACAUCACAACAUCUAGUCUCGAGAACAUUCUGAAGCAGUCAAACCUAACUGGGUUCGAUCUUCAUGAAAUUGCAACACUUGCUGGAGCUUCCAACCUGAACGAUCUGGUGGAAAAGAUGGUGAACAUUUUCACUGACAUGAACAAAACGUGUUCUGGACAAGAGCAGAACCUGACAAUGACAUCGGACUGUCUUCUUGGAUUGAUAAAUGACAUUAGCAGCUUUCUGGCAAACACACCAGCACUCCAAAACGAAACAACCCUCUUGUCUGUCAUCUCAGAUGUUGUCACAGAAACUCUUAGAGAUUUCAACCAAGUGGACUUCAGCUCCGAUCCUAACACUGCUGUUGUGCAAGCCUUGGAAACCAUCUUGACCAAUAUCAAGACGAUACUUCAACUCAACCAACAGAACAGUUCAGAUAUCAAUGUGGAAAUCACAAUGGUGGAGCAACUGAUACAAUUGAUCACUGACAUGGGGCCAUUUAACCGCUUCAAUACUACCUCAAUGGAGGACCCGCUUCAUACACAGAAAGUCUUCCUGGAGCUUGUGGAUUGGUAUUUGACAAAGCUGGAAACGAUCACCAGAAACAGUUCAGUCUCAGGGUUCCUACGUGACUUUUUCCACAUCAUGAGGAUUCAAGUGGCAGCCCAGCUGUCUCAGAUUGAGUUCACCCUGUAUGUCAGUGAGAAGAUUGAGCUCCUGGUGGACAGCCUUCAGUACCCAUUGGAUGGCGCAGACCUGAGUGUCAUUGGACAAACAACAAUUGAGAUCAUUCGCCACCUGUUGAACUACACAAACACCGUCAUGGAGCUUCAGGAUAACAUUCCAGGCGUGAAACAGCUGCACUCUAUUCAGCUUCAAAUCAGACUCUACCUUGACCUCAUUGAGAGAUGGAUAAAACAGCCAAACGUCCCAUUCCUCCUUUCUAGCAUGCUCCAGUGGGGAAACUCUUCAAUGACGUUUUCCACCCCUGUUAGAGACCUAAACCUUCUGCUACAGACAGUAGCUCCUUUGAUAGACGAAGAUGUGGCAGCAUCCCUCUUGACAAUAACCAACAUCACAGAGGCUUUCAACAAUGCCAUAAGAAUGGCAGAGCAACCAGGUGAAUUUCAGAGCGAUGACUUUAUAGCUGCGAUCCUAAGUGGCGUCCACAGAGUCCUGCAGAUCCCUGGUCCAGUCAUGGGGCCCCCUUCACCUGCUGUGCAGCAGAACAUCCUGGGAAUUGUGGAAGGUUCUCUAACUCUUAUUAUUAACCAGGGCAUGAGUUUUGCCUCGUCACGGAACAUUUCCCUACUCAUCCUGGAGAGAGCUGAGAAAGUUAUCCAACAAACAAUACUGAAAGACUUUGCGGAAUAUCUGCUGCCAAUGAUCGAACUGCUCACUACAUACUUUGAGAGUGCAUCUACAUCCAGCGGGCCAGAUCAGUGGAAUCAAAUAAUUUUGAAUGAGAUGAAGGCCAUCGAGAGCUUCCUGCCUCCAAACUCCACAGCUCAAUACUCCAUCUCUGUCCUCAUUAAGAUAAUGGACUUCAUCUUGAACCCUGGCCAAGGUAACAUGACUCUCUGGGAGAGUUUUGAGGGAACGUCAAUGGAAACUUUACCAGAUCUUAUUAGCAAGCUGACCAAACUUGUGGGAAUGUUCCUGCAACUUGCAAUAGAAGGCCCACCUUCAACAUCUAUGGACAAUUUCAGCCUUAUUGUUCCUACUUUGGAGCAGGUGAUGACUGGGAAUGCAAAUCAAGACACAUGGGACAACCUCGAACAGAUGCUGGAAGGCCUACUGUCAACUUUCGAAGAAGAAGACCUUUGGAGCAACAUCUCAUCUGUCAUGCCUGUUUUUGAAAAACUGGCUGAAGCUGUGUUGAAGAACAUGCAAGCAGAGAAUGUCAUGCUACAAAGCCUUCAGAUGCCCCUGGUGGCCCUGAUGAGAGACAUUGGGCUGGCUGUGAACACCAGUCAUCUCAACAUGUCUGAGCUCACAGAGGGAAUGCAGCUUGCCAUACAAGGAACUCUUCAAGCAGCCCAGCAGGCAAGUGGCCCACUGAACUGCAGCGAGGCCCUUAAAGCCUGGGAGCCUUUUGCAGAGGCAGCAGGGGUAAACCUUUCCACAUUUGCCGUCUGGUGCAGCACCGGCCUGCAGCCUGUUUUGGAUGCCUACGCAGCAGCAAUCACUGACAUGUCCCACCUGAACAUGAGCCACAUGGGCAUGGAACCAAUAAGUGUGAGCUUGGCAGCUGGCAGGAUUGUCAAAACAUUACAGUCUCUCUAUCACGUCAGCAUUAACCGCACAGAUGUGAUACAACAGUUCAUCAAGACUCUCUCCAGCCAGUUCCUGCAGCUGACAGGCAUGCAUUUGAGCUACGAGGGACACAUAUCCUGGUACUGGCUGCUCCAGGACAUGCAGUUGCAAAGCAGUUUGAUUUCCAUCAGACAGCUUUCAGAUGAAUUGCUUGAUGAGGCUCCUUUCCUUCAGCCCUACGUUGAAGCUGCGUUCCAAGCACUGAACCACGUUCUGGUCAACUACCAUCUAACUGAAAGUAGCAGCUCAUCCCAGGAGCUCAUUGAAGAGGCAGCAGUGAUCUUCCUAAACUCUGCCAACAUCACUUUGAAUGACAUCUUCCCCAUGGUGUCAGGAAAUGCUUCUGGAGUUAAUUUGGCCUUUUUCGCUGACACAGUGGAAAGGAUAAUUAAACUGAUUGUCGAUACAAGGGCUUUUGGACAUUCACCUGUGGUGUACCAGGCCAUGGAGCACUUCCUGGCAACGAACGGCACUUACUUGACGGUGGAGCGCGUGUACGAGAUGUCCGUGUGGCUGGCCUCAACCGAAACAUUUGGACUGGAAAUGCUGAGUCAGGCUCUUUCCAAGAUGUACGGAAUCGUCAGACUCCCACUGUCUAUUCUGACCAGAGUGAGUGUGGACGUGGAUACUGCAGUGUACGAAGAGCUGGUUGGGAACAUGUUUGCAGCUUUUCACCAGUUUGUUAACACUGGUGGUCUUCCAACUCCAACGUCCAGCGGCUACCAUGAAGGGAGGAACAGGCGGAAACGAGACCUGUCAGUGAUGAUGACAAGAGACCCUGUGAACGACAUCAUCGAUAUGUUUCAAAUCGACUACCCAGCCAUGUUCAGAGCCGUCUCUGUCCCUCCGACCACAGCAGACAUCACGGAGACAGCCCAUGUGUUGUUUUCGAAUCCCGAUAUGAAUAUUGUGAUGAAGGGAGCAACAAGAGGCAUGCCGUGGGGCUUGAACGCUUCGCGAGAAGACACUAUUGACGCCACCCUUGGGAUGUUUGCCUUCUUUACUCAUCCUCAAGUCUUUGAGACGCCAUCAAUGGAUAUCCUGACAAAUGCUGCUGAGAUGCUUCCUGAUGGUUUGCCAUUUGCCUCUGAGAUCAAAACCAUUAGCAGGGCACUGGCAAGUGAAUCUCCAG